AACACUGGCCCAGUAUUGAGGGAGGAGCGACGCGCGUUAGCUACAUGUUCUUCCUGUGUGCUUUCUUGUCUGUUUGCAAGGGUUACUGCGGAACAUAUUUUACUUUACAGGCCCCAGUCGGAUCGGAUCAAAAUGAUUAUCCCAGUCCGGUGCUUCACCUGUGGGAAAAUCGUUGGGAAUAAAUGGGAGGCGUACCUUGGCCUCCUUCAAGCUGAAUACACUGAAGGUGAUGCCCUUGAUGCUCUUGGUCUGAAGAGGUAUUGCUGUCGGAGGAUGCUGCUGGCUCAUGUAGACCUCAUUGAGAAGUUGCUGAAUUAUGCACCCCUGGAGAAAUGAUGGAUACAACAACCACAUACAAGAAUCAUAUGGCUUAUUUAUUAACAAGCCCUGGCUGACUGCCAGUGAGGCAGUGCACCCUGAUGGAUUGACAUCCAAGAGACUAUUUUCACAUCUUGUUUGAAUCGUAAAUGUUUUGUUGAAUAAAGCAAUAAAUACUCACUUAAGUGCUUUGUAAAGCAGA
Oncorhynchus masou masou (cherry salmon) is the source of this 520-nucleotide messenger RNA. RefSeq names its product DNA-directed RNA polymerases I, II, and III subunit RPABC5. Gene Ontology annotation, molecular function: DNA binding; zinc ion binding. The coding region runs from base 133 to 336 and encodes 67 amino acids. The transcript has 3 exons. Lineage: Eukaryota; Metazoa; Chordata; Actinopteri; Salmoniformes; Salmonidae. The record is from RefSeq and is a predicted model, not a curated record. Gene Ontology annotation, cellular component: RNA polymerase I complex; RNA polymerase II, core complex; RNA polymerase III complex. Gene Ontology annotation, biological process: transcription by RNA polymerase I; transcription by RNA polymerase II; tRNA transcription by RNA polymerase III.